CCCGGCGCGGCAGGGAGAUAGUCCCCUCCCUUGAACUGCAAAGUCAGGUUGAGGAGGGCAAAGUCAUUGUGAAGCCCCGGGUUGCAUUGCAUUGCAUUGCAUUGCAAUGAAGCGGUCUGCAGGCAGUCUGAGCCCAGACAGGGGCAGUUUCACUGUGAACAGCAACAUGCAGAAUGUCACAGUGCAGACAGAAUUGUACAGGAUGGGCGAUGACCUCGACACGGUGACCCUCCCGGAAGACCACAGGCUGCCUCCGAUCCAGCGUUCUGCCAACGAAUCAUCACCGGCGAGACAAAGCGGGGUGGCUCCAGGUUUUGCAGCUGCAGCAAUCUUCAUCAGCUUUCUUCUGGCAUUAUACGCUGUUCUGUGGAAAUGCAUGAGCUCCAAAGUGAGAAG
Chiloscyllium plagiosum (whitespotted bambooshark) is the source of this 396-nucleotide messenger RNA. Lineage: Eukaryota; Metazoa; Chordata; Chondrichthyes; Orectolobiformes; Hemiscylliidae. The record is from RefSeq and is a predicted model, not a curated record.